CGACCGCUCUCAGGCCUCUCUCCGCUUAUAUCAAGUUGGAUUUACGUGCGUAAUUAAUUUUCACCCGGCGAUAUCACGGCGAAGUGGUUCGAUACUGAUCAGCGACGUUGUCGCUCGCUGGGAGAAUUUCCUUGCGAUGUUCCGCUCGCGGACGUGCCGGCUGUCAUUGCGCGUUUUCGCUUACGUCGUUGCUACCGUGUCGGUGUUGACAGUAAUCGCGCAUGCGCAGCGCGAAAGCCAUCAGCCAGUUACGAGCGAGCCGCAAAAGAGCGGCGAAUCCAAAUCAAAACUCGAUGAGGAGCUGUUCAAGAGAUUAUUCGCUCAACGACGGAAGGAUCACAUAGAAGCUGUGCAGACUCUUCUCAAGAUGGAUAGUUACGAGCGUCUAUACAAAAUGAUUGCGGUGCUGGCUGAAAAAGUAGUGGAAGUUAUUGAAUCAAGCAAGAAUAUCAUUGAAAAGGCUGGGUUUUUACCGUAUAAUAGUUCUUUUCCGGAAGAUUCCAACGUCAAGGAUGCAUUGUCUAGCAUCCUGGAGAAUACCGCGCUUUUCGGAGACAUAAUCCUGCAUCUGCCAGAUAUCACUCACAGAAUAUUGAAGACGCAACAGGAUUGGAACUCGACGAUACAUUGGUCCCUGAAUUUCGCCAAUCAGACGCGGCACUUGCUGAACAAAUCGACCAUCAUGAUGUUACAUCUGGUCGAGCAGGAGUUGAAUAUUACGGAACGUGACCCGAGCUAUUUUAAUCCAUAUAGGAGCGCUGCCCAUGGCGGCCGACACGAGGACAUCGUGAAGAAGAAGAAGAAAUCUGCGAGGAAAGAAAAACGCAAAAAGGGACCGCAGAUCGCUAAAAUCGAGUUGUGAGCCGUCUUAGCCGCCUGCGAGAUUCCUCUGACCGGUUCCUAAUCGCCUCAUUAAGAAGCGGGCUCUCUAUGGCUGCCGUUAUAAUCCUAGGAAAGAUGGAUAUCAUAUCUCAUUCUAAAUACUAAAAGUUUGAUCACAACGAGCUUCCAAACGGCUUAAUUCGAGGAUUAACUAUAUAUUUGUCUAUAAUGUCUAUAUGAUAGUAUAUAAAAAUCUGAUUACCAGGCGCUAAUUAAGGAUUAUGUGCAAUUUAGCGGGCACAUUUAUAUUUAGUAAUAUUGUUAUACGGAUAUUGCCAUAUACAUAUCGAGAGAUUCUAUCAAUCUCUUUCUAGUAUUAAAUAAAAUAUUCCAUUAUUUAUAUAUAUA
This is a messenger RNA of Pogonomyrmex barbatus (red harvester ant), 1230 nucleotides long. RefSeq names its product coiled-coil domain-containing protein 134. The record is from RefSeq and is a predicted model, not a curated record. Lineage: Eukaryota; Metazoa; Arthropoda; Insecta; Hymenoptera; Formicidae.